AAAUAAGAGAAAACCCGUUAGGCUUUUUCUUGUUUCUUUUUUCAUCUCUCUCGAAUUACGUCAUUUGAAGGUUUCCAUUGGAAACUAGAAAAUAAGAUCGAUAUUAUUUUGCUUUCUUCCAAAAUUACCUUUCGUUUCUCUUACUUUUCUCUUUCUUCUCUUACAAUCUAGUUUCUUUCUCUUUCUUUCUCUGCCUCUCUUUUUCUUUCUUUCUUUCUUUCUUUUAUUUCUAUUAGACGUCAUACUUAUGUUCACGUCACUUGUGACGAAAUGUUUCCUAUUAUAACAGAUUCUACUUUUUUUCAUUCUUAUUCCUCUUUCUACGUAAUAUCAUCAAUUUAAUCAACAUCAUCAUCAACAUGAAGAUGAGAAUGAUGAUGAUGAUGAUGAUGUAGACUAAGAGCAUCAUAGUUUUUUGUUGUGAGUAAACUCAGUGAGUUUAUUUGAGUGAGUAAAACGAGUGAGAAACAUUGAGUUUAGUUAACAUUGGAGUCUUGUCAUUCCUCAGAAACCAUGUGAAUAUCAAACUGAACACUUGAAACCCAAAACAAUUAACCAGAAAAAGAUUUCAUUUUAUUUCUACAAUUUAAAUUAUCUUUUAAUUGUGAUCUUUUCUCAUUGUUAUCAACUUGUUGAUCUGUUAAUUUAUUUUUCGUGAAAGUUUAAGAAAAUUGUUACAAUUAAUCGACUUGUCUUGUUAUUUGGAGAAAUAUUGAUAAUUCCAUUGGAUUCUAGUUCUGUUUUCUUCGUUCUCUCAUCAUCAUAAUCUCAUAUUUUCUUCUCUUCUAUUCUAUUCGGUUCUAUUCUAUUCUCUUGUCUUGCCUUUUCGAAUAUUGUUCAAAUUCUCAUUCGAAAUUAAAUUAGUGACAUUCUAUUCCAGUGACAACCAUAACAUUGAACAGUGGAAAGAAUCUAUCAAAGUUCCUUUGGAUUACUAAGGAACUGAUUGGAUUUGAUUAGAAUUGUAUUUGGAUUAAAAAUCAAAUUCAUCAAGAGGAUAAUCAACAAUCGUUUUCAUCACCACAAUCUACAUCAUUAGCAACAUAAUAAUCACCAUUGAAUUAUCAUCAUCGUCGUCAUCAAAAUCAUUUCAGUAGGAAUCAAAUAACAACAAUAACGUAUCAAUAUUUGUAACAAUAAUUUGGAUCGUGUUAAUCUGAACGGAAUCAAUUUAAUUAGACCUUUGAUUGGGUCAUGCAGUAACAAUAUGCUUUGUAUCCAUCAAAAUCAGAGCUCUUCAUUCAACGGACCAAUUUCUCACUCAUCGUCAUCAUCUUCUUCUUCUUCGUCAGUAACAAAUCUUGAUUUGUUUAAUCAAUUUAAUUGCGACGAAGAUUUUCAAGACAUUAACUUGGCUGAUUUUUCAAUUGAUGUACCUUUGGACGAUUCCCUUGAUCAAAUGUUCAACAAUCAACAAUCAACAUUUGAUUCAAUUGGACUUUCAUCUGGUUACUCUACACCAAGCUCAUCAUCACUUUCAACCACAACCACCAAUAACACAACCACAACACCGACACCUACAUCAACUCCAACACCCAUUGAAUUAGCAAUACAAUUAAAUUUACAACAACAAAGAUCAUCAUCUGGUCUCAGUUUUACCGAGAACACCAAUAUCAAUAAUCAAUCAGUUAAUCUUAAUAACAAUAAUAACAAUCAAUGUAAUGAGAGUAACAAUUUACUCUUAAACAAUAAUCAAGUACCUUUGAUUGGAUCAACUGAAACAUCAUUAAGCUCAACACCAACUACACCAACUUCAGCAACUUUACCAAGUUUCAUGGAGAUUUAUUCACCAAGAAAUUUUCCACCACAAUCAACAUCAUCACAAUCGUUACAACAACAGCAACAACAACAACAACAACAACAAUCAGAGUCACAAUCAGGAUUAAACUCUAUCACUGAUGAUGGUUCAUCAUUUUUUAAAUUUGAUGAAAUUGGUGAUUUAAAUGAUGAAGAUACAUCAUUAUCAACAGUUUCAUUUGGAUCUGUAUCAUUACAAAAAUCUGGUCAAGCAUCAGGUUCAUUGGUUGAUUUGUCAUUUGUAAAACAGGAAGAUAUUGAUGACGAUCUUGACUUGGAUUCAAUACCUUUACCGAUACAAACAAUUAAUCAACAAAAGUAUCAUCAGCAUCAACAACAUCAUCAUAGAUCUCAACAAUUUAACCAAUCAUCUCAUCACCAAGAUAUCAAUACAUACGGAAGUUCAAGCGUUGCUUCUAGUCCAAGUUACUUGUCAUCAACAAGAUCAACACCAAACCCAGAACUCUGUCAACCACAACAACAACAAUACCAACAAUCAAUUCAUCAACAGCAUCAGCAUCAUCACCAUCCAAAUGCGCAAUCACAACUACGUCAAUUACAACAACAAUUACUUUCACAACAACAACAGCAAUAUCAAAAUGAUGGCAUCAAUGUAUCAGGUGCUUCACCGGCAUCAAUUAAUUUCACAUAUAAACAUAAUAUUGACCAAUGUUGUGCUAGUCCAUGUUCAUCAAUAGAUAAUCAAUAUCGUCAUCAUCAUCACCAUCAACAUCAUCAACAUGUACAACAAUCAUCACAAAUGUCAUCAAUUCCUGAAUCACCAUUUCAACCUAUUGGAUCCCCACUUACACCAAAUGAUAAUAUUAUUAAUCCAGGAUCUAAUCACUUACCGACAUCAGCUGAACAUAUAAUCAGAGAUUCUGUUGAUCAACUGAGAUCAUCUCUAUCAUCUCUUAUUACUUCAAGUAAUAUCCAUGGGUCAUCAUCAUUGAGAACUAGUUCUAAUCGGUCUUCUCCGACCGAUUUAAUUCAAAUUUCUGGUUCCAAAUGUUCAAAAGCAUCAACAUCAACUGGUAAAGAAACUUUAUCAACCUUCAAUUCAUCCUCAUCACUUUCAUCAACUCCAAUAACAAUAACACCAAGCGGAGCAUCAUCACCAGUAUCAAUUGGCCAUCAUCAUCAGCACCAGUCUCACCAUCAAGAGCAACAACAACAACAAUUGAAUACAUUGUGUGCAGUUUGUGGUGAUAAUGCUGCUUGUCAACAUUAUGGUGUGAGAACCUGUGAAGGUUGUAAAGGAUUCUUCAAGAGAACUGUUCAAAAAGGCUCGAAAUAUGUUUGUUUAGGGUCUAAGGAUUGUCCAGUUGACAAGCGUCGACGAAAUCGAUGUCAAUUUUGUCGAUUUCAAAAGUGUUUAGCCGUCGGAAUGGUAAAAGAAGUGGUACGAACUGAUAAUCUAAAAGGUCGUCGAGGUAGAUUACCAUCUAAACCAAAGUCUCCACAAGAAUCACCACCAUCACCUCCGAUUAGUACAAUUACAGCUUUGGUUCGAGCUCAUGUAGACACUUGUCCUGAUAUUUCAAAUCUCGAUCUAAGUCAAUAUUGUGAAAUUGAUGAAUCCUGUUUAUCACUUAUCGAAUCCUCUCCAGCUUAUCAUCAACAAUUCGUUGACCUUAUAAACACCUCAACAGAUCCAAUUCGUACCUUUGCUGAGAAAAUACCUGGAUUUAAUGAUCUCAAUAAACAUGAUCAAGAUCUUCUCUUUUAUUCAUCUUGUCUUGAGAUAAUUGCACUUCGAAUUGCUUACCAAAAUAAACCAGGAUCCAAGAAGAUUAUUUUACCCAAUGGUGUUGUGCUUCAUCGUAAUCAAGUUAAAUUACUUUUCGGUUCUUGGUUUAACAAUCUAGAAAUGUUUUCAUCUCGAUUUGCUCAAAUAGAUAUCGACAUAUCAGCAUUUGCUUGUCUCUUAGGCCUCUCGUUAAUCACAGUUCGUCAUGGACUCGUUGAUCCAAUUCGAGUUGAAGGUUUACAAAUGAAAAUCAUUGAAUCUCUCCGAGAUCAUGUUACUUAUAAUGCUGAAGCCCAAAAGAAAUCACAUUAUUUUUCAUCAAUUUUAUCUAAAUUACCUGAUUUACGAUCACUAUCAAUGGAUGGAUUAACUCAUUUACAUGAAAUUAAAUUGGAAUCCAUAGUCACUAUUCCGGAAUCAAUAUCAAGACUACUGAACAAUAUUGCUUAUUACUGACGAUUGAGUGAUUCCAGAAUAAUACAAUCCAUUAAUCAUCAUUUAAGCAAAUAACUAAUUAAUCAUCUAGCAUCAAAAUCUUUUAAUGAUUUAUUAUCUGAAAGUUGACUUUUAUUUUCCCUCUCUUUUUCUGAUCAGUUUUCUUAUACACAAGUCGCCAUCUUUGAUUUAAUGUUAUCAACCAAUAUUGUCAAUUGUUAUUUACAAAAAAAAUUCAAUUGAAAAUUUAACGAUUUACAAGACCAUCAUCACUAUUAAUUACCACAAGAUUAUUAACAAUUCACCAUUAAUGCCAAAUUCUGUUAAUUAUUUUCCUAAAAAGACAAUCAACCCAAUCAGCUAUGUCAACCUUUUAAUCAAAUCUCAUGUCAACUUUUCUUGAACAAUCAGGAAUCUACCUCAUCCCUAAUUGUGUAAUCAUCACUCUGACGUAUGAACUCAACACACAAUCAAAAGUUUCAUCAAUUUGAUUUCAUCUUAGAAUAAUUGAAGAAAAAGAUUCUAAUUGUAAAUCGCCUUCAAUGGAAAUCAAAGCUCAAUCUUGAUUGUAAAUUGAAGUUAAAUCUUCAAUCUCUAAUACCUGAAGUUUAUGAAAUCAGUGUCAUGGAUUAACAAUUUGAUUUAAUCUAAGUGAUAUCAACAAUUAACCUCCACCAUAAUCUCACCGACAGUACAAUCAUUAAACGGGAUAUACAAUAUGAUGUAACCGUGAUUCCAAUUGGUGGCAACAAUUAAGGAAUUGAUAGAAAUGUUUUCAUAACAAUCAACAUGAUCAACAAACUCCCGGAUGUAAUAAUUAAGUGUUGAUUAUUGAAGAAGACAAGAUAACCUAAAGGAAGACAAUUGACGAAAAAAAAAGAAAGAGAAGAUGAAAAGCCUUACCAAUAUUUAUCUUCAUGUUAAUUUUUCUUCAUCAAUUCUGUUAAUUAAUAAUCUUAAUUAUUAACAGUUAACAAGUUAUUUAUCUCUUCCCCUCAACUCCUCUUGUUAUACAACUAAAUCACCAACGUUUGUAAACAUUUAA
Molecule: messenger RNA, 5027 nt
Organism: Panonychus citri (citrus red mite)
Lineage: Eukaryota; Metazoa; Arthropoda; Arachnida; Trombidiformes; Tetranychidae
Product: nuclear receptor subfamily 4 group A member 2-like
Biological process (GO): regulation of transcription by RNA polymerase II; cellular response to corticotropin-releasing hormone stimulus
Cellular component (GO): transcription regulator complex; nucleus
Molecular function (GO): zinc ion binding; nuclear glucocorticoid receptor binding; RNA polymerase II cis-regulatory region sequence-specific DNA binding
Source: RefSeq, a predicted model, not a curated record